AAAGAGCUUUCGCUAUGGUGCGACAAUUGAUUCUCGUCCUUUCGCUGAUCCUGUUCUGGGAUAGCUCACAUGCUGUUAUCAGUGAGUUGGCCCGUCAGGGCGAAUCUGCCAUCCAGGGUUUGGCUGACAUCAAGAUGGCGCCCCUACGAUACUUAGAUGUUCUCUUUGGAGCUAAUCCGGGAGGACUUCGGGGACUUGAUGGUGGUAUUUAUGGAGCCGGAGGUCCUUACUCAGCGCUGGCCACUGCCUUACAAGCAGCCCAAGCUGCCAAUAUUUUGGCUGGAAAUGAUAUCAUGAGACCCGGAUACAGUAAAAUAUCAGCUGGAGUCGGCCAGGGAAGCGACUUAAUCACAAUAAUUAAGAACCAACGCCCUUACGAUCCUUACCUGAUUCCACCGGGCUUUCCAGGAUACAAUUUUGGCCUCGGGUGGCCUCGACCCUCUUCACCAAGCAGUCCUAACUCGCCGAACAGCCCACCAGGGGGCCCUGGUUCACCCGGAGGUUUUGGUCCAAGCCGUCCGGGAAACUCUUUGCCGGGUAGCCCUUUCCCGGGUAGGCCUUUCCCGGGUGGACCAUUCUCUUUCGGACCCUUCCCUGGUGGACCAUUCCCGGCAGGACCGUUUCCUGGUCGACCAUUCCCCGGUGGAUCACUCCCUGGUAGACCUUUUCCGAUCAGCGGCGGAGUGGGUGGUUCCGUAGGUGGAGGCGGCGGAAUCUUCGGGAACGGUGGACUGCUUGGUACGGGACUGUUCGGCCAAAAUGGACUUUUCGGAACUGGAUUCCUUAGCGGGCCUUCGUUGGACCCCUUUGGAAUUUUCACCCCAUUCGGAAACUUGCUAGGAGGACUAGGAAACUUAUUCGGAUUCUCUGCUUCGACCUCGACACCGGUGGUAACUAAUCCAGGAAUUCCGCUCUUUGGUGAUAAGUUUGGUUUUCUCGGUCGCGGACUACAAGGUUCCAUCAGCUUGGAUCUCGGAGGCACAUUGCCAUCGCCAAAAGGCAUAUUGGGACUGUUGUCUCCUCUCUUGGGAGUGCUGGGAUAGUACCGAGGAAUCGACUUAUGCAACGGAAUAACGGAUCUGACGGUUUAACGCUAAGGCUUAACUUUUAGUAUUAAGAACGACAACUGUCGGGGUAAAAUUAACAUUUGUCUUGGCCAAGCUUUGUAAUUGUAAUACCCAUUAAUAAAACUAAGCAGCAUUCCAA
This is a messenger RNA of Drosophila rhopaloa, 1206 nucleotides long. RefSeq names its product ejaculatory bulb-specific protein 1 (gene Ebp). NCBI's taxonomy places the organism in Eukaryota, Metazoa, Arthropoda, Insecta, Diptera, Drosophilidae. The transcript is spliced from 2 exons. Bases 15 to 1043 code for a protein of 342 amino acids. The record is from RefSeq and is a predicted model, not a curated record.